Molecule: messenger RNA, 663 nt
Organism: Durio zibethinus
Lineage: Eukaryota; Viridiplantae; Streptophyta; Magnoliopsida; Malvales; Malvaceae
Source: RefSeq, a predicted model, not a curated record
AUGUCUGCCAUGGAUUCCUUCUUAUUCCACCUACUAUUUUACCUUACAGUUUUCUGGCUUUUACCUCUACCUGGCAAUUCAGCUGACCCUGAUCCAUUACAGGACUUCUGUGUAGCAGAUCUGAGUACCUCUAUAUCUGUUAAUGGUUUUCCUUGCAAACCAGCAUCUGAAGUAACUUCAGAUGAUUUUUUCUUUGAUGGUUUCACCAAAGAAGGUAACACGACAAAUAUCUUCGCGUCCUCCCCCACACCUGCAAAUGUCCUCACAUUCCCAGGACUGAAUACUCUUGGAAUUGCGAUGAACCGGGUGGACUUUGCCCCUGGUGGGCUCAACCCUCCUCAUUUGCACCCUCGUGCAAGCGAGACUGGUGUGGUCAUUGAAGGAAAGCUCCUCGUUGGUUUUGUGACAAGUAACAACGUGUUUUACUCCAAGGUCUUGACUGCUGGGCAGAUGUUUGUUAUUCCUCGGGGACUUGUUCACUUCCAACUUAACGUUGGAGAAGGAAAGGCGCUUGCUUUCGCGGCUUUCAACAGCCAUUUGCCUGGUGCCGUGGUCGUUCCCAUAAAUCUCUUUGCUUCUUUGAUUCCAAAUGAAGUGUUGACCAAGACCUUCCAAGUUGAUGCUGAAGUUAUCAAUACCAUAAGAUCCAAGUUCAGGUCGUAA